Molecule: messenger RNA, 556 nt
Organism: Panthera uncia (snow leopard)
Lineage: Eukaryota; Metazoa; Chordata; Mammalia; Carnivora; Felidae
Product: HIG1 domain family member 1A, mitochondrial-like
Exons: 2
Coding region: 1-366 (121 amino acids)
Biological process (GO): negative regulation of apoptotic process; mitochondrial respirasome assembly
Cellular component (GO): mitochondrion
Source: RefSeq, a predicted model, not a curated record
AUGUACUCGGAGACUGAAGUGCCUCGUGUUGGGACGGAAACCGGUUGGAGCUUGAGAGUUCCUGUCAUUGCACCUUCUUCCGUCACUUUGUCCACCGGCACGGAUGUUUCUCUUUCUUCGUAUGAUGAUCAGGGAUCUAGGCGUAUCCGAAGGGCUAGGGAGGCACCGUUUGUUCCCAGCGGAAUGGCAGGCUUUGCAGCAAUUGCUGCGUAUGGACCGUAUCCAUUGAAGAGCAGGGAAGAUACUAGAAGGUCUGUUCAGCUGAUCCACGUGUGCCUGGCAGCCCAAGGCUUUGUCGUGGGAGCAAUGACUCUGGGUGUGGGCUAUUCCAUGUGUAAGGAAUUCUGGGCAAAACCUAAACCUUAGAAAAAGAGAAGCUGUCAUGGGGCGCCUGGGUGGCUCAGUCGGUUGGGCGUCCGACCUCAGCUCAGGUCAUGAUCUCACGGUUUGUGGGUUCGAGCCCCGCGUCGGGCUCUGGGCUGACGGCUCAGAGCCUGGAGCCUGCUUCUGAUUCUGUGUCUCCCUCUCUCUCUGCCCCUCCCCCGCUCAUGCUCGG